GCCGCAGCUGCUGGGCGCCGCGCUGCUGCCAGCCGCCAUCGCGGGAGCUGGCUUCGCGGGCGCCUCUGGCGCGGUGGAGGUGUUGAUGAACGACGGGAGCGGAGUCCACGGCCAGCGGGACGUUAUGGCGGCCUCCCGCUUGCUGAUCUGGAUGCGCGGCGCCGUGACGGAGGGGGCGAUGAACGGCCUGGCCCCCGAGACCGAGUGGGUCGUCUUGCUCGGCGACGACGUGUUCGUGAACCUCGCGCGCCUCUUCUACUUUGUCGUGCAGCACCCCGCGCGCGAGCACCCGUUGGUCUUCGGCCACUGCCUGUCCGACACCGAGGCGUACGACUUCGACGCGCCGUGCCUCGACGGCGGGGCCGUCCUGCUCAACCGGCUCGCCCUCGACGCGAUCGGCGAGGUGGCGUCGUGCAGGGAGUGGCCCCACGUCGUGUCCGACCAGGUGUCCCUGGGCUACUACGCCUUCGUCAACGCCGUGCCGCUCGUCCACCUGCCCGCGCUGCACUGCCACACACCGCGCAUGGGCGACUCCGACCGGCACCUCGUCAGGGAGUACCCGCCCGACUCGCUGACGACAGACAUUAUCGACACCGGCGGGAGGCCGCAUCCGUGUGUGAACGUGGAGGGGGACGUGAGGCUUGUGGACGCAAUGAGUGGCACCCACCUGAGCCCAGUAGUUCGAUCCUCGAUUUUUGCAGUUUUGUUCAGAGCGAGGUGCAUGAAGACAAUUGUUUAG
Molecule: messenger RNA, 739 nt
Organism: Prorocentrum cordatum
Lineage: Eukaryota; Dinophyceae; Prorocentrales; Prorocentraceae
Source: the annotation of a GenBank genome assembly